Molecule: messenger RNA, 1346 nt
Organism: Sesamum indicum (sesame)
Lineage: Eukaryota; Viridiplantae; Streptophyta; Magnoliopsida; Lamiales; Pedaliaceae
Source: RefSeq, a predicted model, not a curated record
GUUCAACUGCCCAAACAAUUCUGAGCUCCAACAAAAACCCACCACUAUUAACUAUUAAUUAUUACAUAAUUACACAAAAGAAGACCAGAGAUACAGAGGAAACAGAGAUUAUGAGCGGGUUUCAGGUAAAUUCCUCCUCCGGGUUUGGUCGCCUUCUGCCUCAGACCACUUCUCAUUCUCACCAACAGUACGAUGAUUCCGCACUGGAAGGGGUGGCAGCACACGUGAAGUUGCUGUUGAAGCUGAUUAAAGAUCACAAAGAUGCCUGUGAUAAUAAGGAGAAAAAGAAUGACGCUCGGAGAAUGCUGAGGGUGGCCACAAUGAUGACCAUCCUCGACACCAUCAGAUCUAGAAUUCAAAAAUGCCAAUCAUUUGGCGGCAAGAGAUAUGCCGGUGAUGACGAGAAAGAUAAGCUGAGAAGGGAGCUGGGUGCGAGCUUGGCCGCACGGAAAAGCCUUGAGAUUAUGUGCUCGAGUUUGGGGAAAGAGAAGGAGAUCAUGGCUGCAGAACUCUUAAAGAAGGUGCACGAAUUGAGUGAGAUGGAGGAGCUUAUAAAUGACCUCAAGGAUCAAAACGAGACGUUGCUGGAGAAAGUACGGGAAUGUGCUUUGAAGCACAGGGAUGAGAAUGGGGAUGAUUGUUUAGGAAGGGGAGGAGGCGGGGGAGGAGGAGAAUCACAGGGGAGUGCAUCUCUCCAGGAGAGGAACAAGGUUCUCUCAGAACAGCUCUUGAGGUCGCUUGAUGGGAAUCGGUCGAUGAAGAUGAAGCUGAGAGACGCAGAGGAAGAGAAUGUGAUGAUGCAGAGUGCAAUGGAUGAGAUGAGGGCAGAAGUUGUGACGAGUCUUGAAAGAGUUCGGAGCUUUAAGGAGCGUAUGUUAGUGUCGUCAGAGAACAAUAUUCCCCCAGUUGAUGUUCAGGAAGAGAUUGUGGCUUUGGAGAAUAUGUUUGAGUGCUUCCAAAUGCUGGUUGCAAAGUAUGAUCAAAAGCAGCAAGGAGAGUGCGCUAAGAUAACAAGCGAGAUCAAUGCUCGUAAGCCUUCUGUUCUAGCAUGAGGAGAAGAGAUAUAAUUUAGGACCAGAAGCAGAGGAAUGAGUUUAACUUUUUAUCUGAAUUUUCUUGCAUUCUUACGGAAUUUAGACUUUCUUUGCCUCUAACCAAUGGCGUUAUGAUAAAAUAUAAUCAGGUGAGGUAUAUAAGACUUCUGUGCAACUGGGUAUUGAUUUGUAUAGCUUAUUUAGCCUGUAUUGUACUUGAAUAGUGGUGUUUGUAAAGUACAAAUUCAUAUGGCUGAAACCUAUGUAAAUCAAUGUAAUACUGUUGGCCAAGAAAUUGAAAUUCAUUCCAGU